UUUAGACCUGAGCAUGCAGAAUUCCGAGGGUGGAGCGGAUUCGUCAGCAUCCGUGGCUCUGCGUCCCUCGGCGGCAGCCCCUCCUGUGCCAGCCUCCCCACAGAGGGUGUUGGUCCAGGCAGCCAGCUCCGCUCCCAAAGGGGCCCAGAUGCAGCCGAUCUCCCUCCCCAGAGUUCAGCAGGUACCCCAGCAGGUGCAGCCAGCGCAGCACGUGUAUCCUGCCCAGGUGCAGUACGUGGAAGGGGGAGACGCCGUCUACACGAAUGGAGCCAUACGAACGGCCUACACCUACAACCCCGAGCCUCAGAUGUACGCCCCCAGCAGCGCAGCUUCUUACUUCGAGGCCCCAGGCGGUGCCCAGGUGACCGUGGCAGCCUCGUCCCCGCCAGCGGUCCCCUCCCACAGCAUGGUGGGCAUCACCAUGGAUGUCGGGGGGAGCCCCAUCGUCUCCAGCACGGGAGCCUAUCUCAUCCAUGGGGGGAUGGACAGCACCAGACACUCCCUGGCCCACACCUCCCGGUCAUCGCCAGCCACGCUUGAAAUGGCGAUUGAAAACCUCCAAAAAAGCGAAGGAAUCACAUCACACAAAAGCGGUUUACUCAACAGCCAUCUCCAGUGGCUGUUGGAUAAUUAUGAAACUGCGGAAGGGGUGAGUCUCCCCAGAAGUUCUCUUUACAACCACUACCUUCGGCACUGCCAGGAGCACAAGCUGGACCCGGUGAACGCCGCCUCCUUCGGGAAACUGAUCCGUUCUGUGUUUAUGGGGCUGAGGACACGGCGGCUGGGCACCAGGGGCAACUCGAAGUACCAUUACUACGGGAUUCGUCUGAAGCCAGACUCUCCGCUGAACCGGCUGCAGGAGGACACGCAGUACAUGGCCAUGCGGCAGCAGCCCAUGCAUCAGAAGCCCAGGUACCGGCCAGCCCAGAAGACGGACAGCCUUGGGGACAGCGGCUCCCACAGCAGCCUCCACAGCACCCCAGAACAGACCAUGGCCGCGCAGAGCCAGCACCACCAGCAGUACAUUGAUGUCUCCCACGUCUUCCCCGAGUUCCCAGCGCCCGACCUGGGCAGCGUCCUGCUGCAGGACGGCGUCACACUGCACGACGUCAAGGCCCUGCAGCUGGUGUACAGACGGCACUGCGAGGCGACCGUGGAUGUGGUGAUGAACCUCCAGUUUCACUACAUCGAGAAGCUGUGGUUCUCCUUCUGGAACUCCAAGGCCUCCUCCAGCGACGGCCCCACCUCUCUUCCUGCCAGUGACGAAGACCCCGAGGGCGCCGUCCUGCCCAAGGACAAGCUCAUCUCCCUGUGUCAAUGCGACCCCAUCCUCAGGUGGAUGAGGAGCUGCGACCACAUCCUCUACCAGGCGCUGGUGGAGAUUCUCAUCCCCGACGUGCUGAGGCCGGUCCCCAGUAAGACUUGCGGGGGUGGGGAGAGAGUGAUGGGCACAGAGCGCAGCGGAACAGGCUCUUCCCCGCGAACCCUGCUCACCACGAGCCCUGGCUUACAGGUGGGCGUCGUCAGUGCCUUUGCCCAGACGCUGCGGCGCUACACGUCCCUCAACCACCUGGCGCAGGCGGCCCGGGCGGUGCUGCAGAACACGUCCCAGAUCAACCAGAUGCUCAGCGACCUCAACCGCGUGGACUUUGCCAACGUGCAGGAGCAGGCCUCGUGGGUGUGCCAGUGUGAGGAGAGUGUGGUGCAGCGGCUGGAGCAGGAUUUCAAGCUGACCCUGCAGCAGCAGAGCUCCCUGGACCAGUGGGCCAGCUGGCUGGACAGCGUGGUCACCCAGGUCCUGAAGCAGCAUGCCGGCAGCCCCAGCUUCCCCAAGGCCGCCCGGCAGUUCCUGCUGAAAUGGUCCUUUUACAGCUCCAUGGUGAUCCGGGACCUGACCCUGCGCAGCGCUGCCAGCUUCGGCUCCUUCCACCUCAUCCGCCUGCUCUACGACGAGUACAUGUUCUACCUGGUGGAGCACCGCGUCGCGGAGGCCACCGGAGAGACGCCGAUCGCUGUGAUGGGAGAGUUCAACGAUCUCGCCUCUCUGUCGCUGACGCUGCUUGACAAAGACGACAUGGGUGAUGAGCAGCGCGGCAGCGAGGCGGGCCCGGAUGCCCACAGCCUGGGCGAGCCCCUGGUGAAGCGGGAGCGCAGUGAUCCCAACCACUCCCUGCAGGGCAUCUAGCAGCCCCGGCCGGCUCCUCCGCCAGGUUCCAGAAGAUGCCGCCCGGUCGCUCUGGGAACCUGGACUUCACCGGCUCCACCAAAUUAGUGCCUCUUAGACGAUGGAUGUUUACUUUGACUCAAGCGGGGGCUCCCGGGGUCAGCGUGCCCUUGAAGGCCGAGAGAGUGUUCAAGAAGGAAAGCAGUCGUUGAAGCUACAGAAGCCUGGGCCGGGGCUCCCACUGACUGUAGCUGUGCUCUGGGUGCCAGGCCCCUGUACAGCCACUAGGGCCACACCAGACCAUGGGUUCUUUGUUCUGGACAAACCUUCCUCUGCUGGAACUCCGGACUUUGGCCCCAGUCCCUUUAAGAGCUGAAGGGGCUGUGCUGAGAGCGCUGGCCCCUACACUCAACUGGAACCAAUUUUCACCAUGAUUUAAAAAUUUAAAAACCUGGCAGAGCCCGAAUAGAAAGGGACGGCCUCUCCCCUCCUACCUGCCACCACUGGGGAGACACAGAGCUCGCCAGCAUCCCUGGAGUCCCCUCAGGAAUGGAAAGUGGAGUGCCCUUGUCUGGUAG
This is a messenger RNA of Mandrillus leucophaeus (drill), 2742 nucleotides long. RefSeq names its product regulatory factor X, 2 (influences HLA class II expression) (gene RFX2). Gene Ontology annotation, cellular component: nucleus. The record is from RefSeq and is a predicted model, not a curated record. NCBI's taxonomy places the organism in Eukaryota, Metazoa, Chordata, Mammalia, Primates, Cercopithecidae. Gene Ontology annotation, molecular function: RNA polymerase II cis-regulatory region sequence-specific DNA binding; DNA-binding transcription factor activity, RNA polymerase II-specific. Gene Ontology annotation, biological process: regulation of transcription by RNA polymerase II. The coding region runs from base 14 to 2185 and encodes 723 amino acids. The transcript has 17 exons.